UCAAUCAGUUAUUCAAUGGACUGAUCAGCGGAUGCUGCUACGCCUCAUUCAUUGAACUAUAUAAAUAUUUUCCUUUCUAUAAUUUAAAUUUAAUCUACGAUAACUACAAAUUUUCAUAUUCUUUUUUAUACGGGAGAAAUGGAUACAGACAAAGAAACAGAAUUGAAAGAGAUGUUACCAGUAUUGGCUACGGUGGGAACCAUAGUUGCUAUCACUUUUGCUAUUAAGUUUUAUAUAUCUAGAACUGAACAAUCUAAGAAGAAUAAAAAACCUCCAGUACUAUUGGAAGAUUCAGUUGUUAAAUACAGCGUACCAUUGAUAGAGAAAGAAAUUUUAAGUCACGAUACUAGAAAGUUUAGAUUUGGUUUACCUACGAAAGAUCAUGUUCUUGGUCUUCCAAUCGGUCAACAUAUACAUCUGAAUACUAAGAUUGAUGAUCAAAUCGUCAUACGUUCCUACACUCCUGUUUCCUCUGAUGAGGAAGAUCAUGGAUACUUCGAUCUUGUCAUUAAGGUCUACUUUAAAAACGUGCAUCCUAAAUUCCCAGAAGGUGGUAAAAUGUCUCAGUAUUUGGAAAAUAUGAAGCUCGGUGAUACCAUAGACAUCAGAGGUCCCUCAGGUCGACUCGUUUACAAAGGAUGUGGAAAAUUCUCUAUCAAACUUCUCAGGAAAGAUCCACCAAUUGAUUACGAUGUCAAAAAGAUUGUCAUGUUAGCCGGUGGAACUGGUAUAACGCCAAUGUUGCAGUUAAUCAAAGCUAUAUUAAAUGGACCGAUGGAUGGUACCGAUGUAUCUUUACUGUACGCAAACCAAACGGAGAAUGAUAUAUUGUUGAGAGACGAAUUGGAUACAUUGGCCAGAGAUUUUGAAAAUCAAUUUAAAGUAUGGUAUACGGUAGAUACAGCCAGUGAAGAUUGGAGUUACAGUACAGGACAUAUUAAUGCAGAUAUGAUCAAAGAACAUAUGUUCCCACCAUCACCCGAUACAAUUGUAUUAAUGUGCGGUCCUGUACCAAUGAUAAAUAUAGCUUGUAAUCCCAAUCUUGACAAAUUAGGAUACGAUAGCAAAUUGCGAUUCGCUUAUUAAAGAUGUUCAACGUUUUAUUUCAUUGCAUCAAGUAGAUUGUAUUUCUUUAGUACUUUUUAUGCUUGUAGCAUAUUCCUCAAGGUUGAUGAUUACUUUUAAAUCGUUUAUAUUUUUAAACGGGAAUAAUAUCUCGUAUAAGGUGUAUUCUAAUAGACGUGUGUAAUUUUAUUUCCAGAAUGUAUGUAAAAAAAAAAAAAGAUAAACUAUAAAACAACGAAAAUAAGUCGAUGUAAAUACGUAUACUAAAUUUGAUUUGCACUAAAAAGUUAUGGUUUAUCAUUUGUUUUGAAAUAUAACAACAAAGUUAUGAAAUUAACUUGGAAACACAACAUGCAAGAUAUUACGAUACACUUUGUACAUUGUCAUAGUUUAGCUGCACAGUUUGUUGGUGUCCCUUAUUACUAACAUUUUUUUAUUUAAAACUUUAGGAAAUAUUUUCUUUUUCUUUAUAUAUAUAUAUAUUUAAGGGCUUUUGGUAAUAUCACGGGCAUGUCCAAAGACAGUAUUUAUUAAGUUCGUUUUUAAAGCAUUUAUAAUUGUUAAUAUUACGACCAAUUCAUUUGUUAAUAUAAUUUAAUAUGUUUUAUUAUUAAGUUAUCGAAGUAUAGAUGAUGCAUACACUGAUUAUUAUUAUUUCGUUGGAUCUGUGCAGCUAAAAAAAGAAUAAAGAGAAAACAUUUAUAUAAAUUAAAAUUUAUCGUUUACCGAUUAUCAAAAAAGGGUGCAUUUUCUAAUAAUAAUUUUAUAUAUAUUUUUUUAUAUAUUAUACAUUUAAUACUGCUACUUAACAAUCUGUUUUGAGUAAAGAAUUUAUUUUGAUAUUAUAUCAAUGAUCUUUAAGAUAACUGUUGCCAAGUGUAAAGAAAGUUUUAAUAGAGAAAUGAAAUGUUACACUUUUGUAUUGUUAGAAACAAAUCGAUUCUAUUAAUUGAAAGUUAAUAUAAUUAUUUGAAAGCGCAUUAUCUUUUAUUGUUAUUAUUAUUGUUCAAUAAUUAAUAUUGUACUAUGUACCUGUGUACAUACAUUUUAGGGUUGUCUUUAUUUUGGGUAUUUUUGAAUUCUUAUGCUCCCAAAGAUAAAUAAUAUGGUUCCAAAUAAAGAAGAAAAAUAUCCUGCAAGUAUAA
Molecule: messenger RNA, 2210 nt
Organism: Polistes dominula (European paper wasp)
Lineage: Eukaryota; Metazoa; Arthropoda; Insecta; Hymenoptera; Vespidae
Product: NADH-cytochrome b5 reductase 3
Cellular component (GO): mitochondrion
Molecular function (GO): oxidoreductase activity; FAD binding
Source: RefSeq, a predicted model, not a curated record